AUGGAUUACUAUCCAGAUAUCGGAGCUAUGAUGACUGGCAAUCGAGAUGAGGAUGCUAACCUCGUCAACCAUGUUCUUGGACAGAUUUGGGGCAUUAUGGAUGGCGAUAAGGCUCUUGCAAAAAGGACUUGGUAUCGGGUCAACAAGGUGAGAUCGGCAGAAGAGGCGCAGCUGAACUCGCUUUCCAAGCUCACAGAAGUCGAUCCAUCCACCAAGUCUCUACUAGAGCAGGAGGAAUCUAUAUGGUCUCAUGAUCCGUCCGCUUUCUGGGGUCGAACUCAACUAGGUCAGGCUCGAAGACUUGACCCACAAGGGCAAAUUGUUCAAUUCUACAUGCAAAGGAGCACAGAUGACGCGUAG
Messenger RNA from Lithohypha guttulata, 360 nucleotides. RefSeq lists its product as uncharacterized. The record is from RefSeq and is a predicted model, not a curated record. NCBI's taxonomy places the organism in Eukaryota, Fungi, Ascomycota, Eurotiomycetes, Chaetothyriales, Trichomeriaceae. Bases 1 to 360 code for a protein of 119 amino acids. The transcript is spliced from 2 exons.